Messenger RNA from Cryptococcus deneoformans JEC21, 904 nucleotides. RefSeq names its product protein targeting-related protein, putative. The record is from RefSeq and is a predicted model, not a curated record. The transcript has 4 exons. Gene Ontology annotation, cellular component: mitochondrial intermembrane space. Gene Ontology annotation, molecular function: protein-disulfide reductase activity. Gene Ontology annotation, biological process: protein import into mitochondrial intermembrane space. Bases 117 to 809 code for a protein of 230 amino acids. NCBI's taxonomy places the organism in Eukaryota, Fungi, Basidiomycota, Tremellomycetes, Tremellales, Cryptococcaceae.
AAAAGUCGACGAUGGCUUAAGUGAACCAUUGAUGGAAAACCGAUAAAUCAGUACUUUCGACCUCAAAUUCACAACCGUCCUCGUCAAUCACAAGCACCCUUAGUCCCCCAGAAACCAUGUUCGCCCGAUCAUUCUCCAACGCCUCUCGAACAAUUGCCCGUCGAUCUCUCAGCACUCGCUCCGGACCUGCGCCUUCGUCAUUAUGGUCUUCCCGUAACGCCGUCAUUGCCGGUACAACGCUCGCUAUCACUGCCUUGGCCGUCACCUCUGAGAGGCGGAAGGUAUUCAACGAAUCUGCUCAGAAGGCUACUAGCCCUAGGGAUAGCAUUAUUGCACAGGACAGCUUGAAGGAGAAUGUCCACAAGAAGUCUGUCAGGCAAGAUGAGUUUUCAGGGGAAUCCACCAAGCCCGAGGCUUCAACCUCAUCAGAUAGCGUAGAAAAAGCUGCCGACGACGCUGCCCAAAUCCUUGAGGAAAAGGAGGCUGAAGCCUCUGAGCCCUCACAAGGCGCUUACAAUCCCGAGACUGGAGAGAUCAACUGGGAUUGCCCUUGUCUUGGUGGUAUGGCCACCGGCCCUUGCGGUGAACAGUUUAAGGCUGCCUUCUCUUGCUUCGUCUACUCUGAGGCUGAGCCCAAGGGUGUCGACUGUGUUGAGUUAUUCAAGGUGAUGCAGGACUGCUUCAGGGAACAUCCCGAAAUUUAUGGAGAGGAGAUCGACGACGAUGAGGCUCCCGCCCAGGAGGGAACAAUGGAGGAAAAGGUUGAGGCAGCCAAGGAGGAGACUGCUGCCCCCGCUGCUGCUCCUUAGACAUUUAGAAGGAGUGAUUUGUCAUACCAAGCAUUGUAUCAGGGAUUGCUAAAUGCAUAAUACUACUCAUCUCUCGUCAUGAAUCUAUUGACCUA